Molecule: messenger RNA, 2943 nt
Organism: Amblyraja radiata (thorny skate)
Lineage: Eukaryota; Metazoa; Chordata; Chondrichthyes; Rajiformes; Rajidae
Gene: zic5
Product: Zic family zinc finger 5
Exons: 2
Coding region: 84-1505 (473 amino acids)
Biological process (GO): regulation of transcription by RNA polymerase II
Cellular component (GO): nucleus
Molecular function (GO): DNA-binding transcription factor activity, RNA polymerase II-specific; RNA polymerase II cis-regulatory region sequence-specific DNA binding
Source: RefSeq, a predicted model, not a curated record
GGGGAGGGGGAAGAGCGAAAGAGAGCGAGAGAGAAAAAAAACCUGUCCCACCAACAAGCGUGGAUGGACUGAUUUGUGUAGCUAUGGAAGCCGCGCUAAGCAAGCGGUAUCCGGGCCUGAGAUUAUCGGACUUGGCAGGGAAUCAACAGCAGCCUCACCAGAACAUGUCAAGCUUCCCGGGACUGGGCAGCCAGACACACACACACCCUGGGGAGAUCAGCAGCGAUCCCAGCGCGCCUCUCGCCCCAUUCGGGCCCGAGCACAUGGUUCAAGCCGGUGCUCUCAAACUCAGUCCAUCUCAGCACAUGGCUGCUCACCCCGAAGUCCAGACAGCGGCGAUGUUCGGCUCUGCACAGAACUCGGCCAGUUACCCAGCGGGUCAUUCCCAUUCAGCCUACGCGAGCGGCAGGGACUACAUUCUCAGGAGAGACCUUUCAGCAUCUGCCAUGCAUGGACUGGGCGAACAACACUCAUCACCUUCCUCUCACCAUCACCACCACCACCACGGCAUGUUUCUCUCCACAGCGGGUAGCUACGGGCACUCGGAAGUAUUCUCGGGUCUCCACGAGCAGUCUGCAGCAGGAACCCAUCCAAAUUUAAAUGGGCAGAUGCGCCUGGGGUUGCCGGGGGAGAUCUAUAGGCCGGAGCACUACCCGGCCUCUUCCCUGCACAGUUAUAACUCCAUGAACUUAAACGUUAACCUGGCAGCGGCUCAUCACGGAGCCGGGGCAUUUUUUAGGUACAUGAGGCAACCCAUCAAGCAAGAGCUGAUCUGCAAAUGGAUUGACCAAGACGACACUUCAAAGAAACCUUGCUCUAAAACUUUCAGCACGAUGCAUGAAUUGGUAAAUCAUGUCACGGUGGAACACGUCGGCGGGCCCGAGCAGAGCGUUCACAUUUGUUACUGGGAGGAAUGCCCCAGAGAAGGCAAACCGUUCAAGGCGAAAUACAAAUUGGUAAACCAUAUCAGAGUUCACACAGGCGAGAAACCUUUCCCCUGCCCGUUCCCCGGCUGCGGGAAAGUAUUUGCUCGCUCAGAAAACUUGAAGAUUCAUAAAAGGACGCAUACAGGAGAGAAGCCUUUUAAAUGCGAGUUUGAUGGCUGUGACCGGAAAUUUGCCAAUAGCAGCGACAGGAAGAAGCAUUCUCACGUUCACACCAGUGAUAAACCGUACAACUGUAAAGUAAGAGGCUGCGACAAGUCAUACACUCACCCUAGUUCUCUUCGCAAACACAUGAAAGUUCACUGCAAAUCUCCUCCCCCUCCCGCUAGCUCAGGCUACGAGCUUUCAAACACAUCCCUGGGGAUGGUGUCCCCAGCCGCAGAGACAGUCAGGGGCUGCACUGCCAGCGUUUCCUCGCAAGUAACUAACCUCAACGAAUGGUACGUCUGUCAGGGAAGCGGGGCGGCCAACAGCCUGCACGCACCUUCCAACAAUGGCACCUCGUCCGACACCGAAGAUGAGGAGGUUUACACGAACUCUGAUCCCAGAACUAUGCUCUGACAUAGGUGCGUUGGAGAAGUGGGCAAGUGGGCAAGAGUCAACGCAGGGUUAGUGGCAAUGGAGCCCAUCAACUAAAGGCAGCUAGGAUGUCCAAUGAUGACCAUCUCACACCAGCUAGAUUCAAACCUCGUAGGAAAGGAAUUUAAGGGCUAAGAAUCGGUUCUUAGGCAACUUUUUGGCCUCCGUGUCAGUCAGAAUUAUUGUGUGUACUUCGAGGUAAAAGAGAAUCGCUAUCUCAUUUACUUUCAGACUAUAGAUAUUGAUUUUCUGAAAUCAGACGUGACUUAAAUAGAUAAAACAUAUCAUCAGACCCAUUUCGGACUGGCAAUAGAAUAUUCGACCCACGAGAAACACCUCGCUUCUUGGAAGUGACACAUACAUAGCCGAUCUUUGCUUAACUCCCAAAUCAGAGACCAUUGUCCGAAAGAAGGGAAAUUCUACAAUUCUGUGAAAUCUUCAUGGCUCCAAUCCCUGGAGGGAAUCAAAACGGCCAUAGCCUUGUGUUCAGUGAAAUGACACAGUGCCACCACGUUCGGUAACGAAGCACAAGCGACAUUCUAUUUACACAUCCCUAACAUGCAAAGCUGAAUUCGGACAUUCCUGCUAUAUGUGAAAAGAGUAUUCUAUCAGUAAGAGUGAAACUCACAAGGACUCUAUUUGACCCUGAAAUCAGAAUCGACAAUAUAUCAACCCUUAAAUCCAAGAGCUCUAGGAUUCUUUUGUGUGAUCUUCUAUCCAUCAUGGUAAAGUCAAAAUUCUCAUAUUUUACUCAUAAUUAUUCAGGCCUUCAGACAAACAAACUAAAGAGCACUAAUAUGUCCUUAGAGGCCAGAAGAUGCAAAAAUGACAGGCCUGUCCCUGUAGGAUUUGUACAUAAUUGUUGUGGGCUGCAAGUCGUUGAUGUAAUCGUUAGCUAUCUUAAGAUUUUGUCCAGAAAUGCUCUUUUAUUUGUAAACUAUAAUUUAUUUGCUGAUGUGUAAUAUCUUUCUGCGAUAGUACAGACACACCAAAGAAUUAUAUUAUUACGUUUGGUGCGGUAUUGUGGUGUUUAUGAAUCUGUGGUUUCGUCAGACCAUUUAAUUUCUGCUUACUUGAAUGAAAUGUAAAAUGUGAAAAGUAAAAUAUGUGAUUGUUUCUUUCUACUCAGUGGUGGUUAAUUGUUGUAACUACAGUAUCGGUCCAUGUUAUGAUCAUGAUGCAUGUUGCAGUCAUUUUAUAUUUCCCUUGCAUUGACAAACGCCACCCAGAAAUCCUGAUUGAAAAAAAAUGCAACGAAGACAUAUCAGUUCCUUUAUUGAAAUGAAUGGUCCACGUGUACUUUGUGUUUCAGUGAAAGAGGUUAAACCGUGUGACAGUGUAUUUUCCAAUCGUGAAUAAAGAGAUAUUGUUUUUCCUCUGUUUUAAUAAUCGUAUUCUAUAUUAAAUGUCUAAAUCCUAA